This is a messenger RNA of Cryptomeria japonica (Japanese cedar), 480 nucleotides long. Its product is annotated as cinnamoyl-CoA reductase 1-like. Gene Ontology annotation, molecular function: 3-beta-hydroxy-Delta5-steroid dehydrogenase (NAD+) activity. NCBI's taxonomy places the organism in Eukaryota, Viridiplantae, Streptophyta, Pinopsida, Cupressales, Cupressaceae. The coding region runs from base 1 to 480 and encodes 159 amino acids. Gene Ontology annotation, biological process: steroid biosynthetic process. The record is from RefSeq and is a predicted model, not a curated record. The transcript has 4 exons.
AUGAAUGAGCAGAUCGGACGACCCUCGCAGUCCCGUGAAGGUAGAUGGAGGGAAGUUAUUGAUGACGGCAUCGCUUUUGUGGACCCAUCUUUCUACGUUGGAAGGUCAAUAUCAAUAUUGACAGAUCUUGAUAAAAAGUAUAAUCAUCUAAAAGAGUUGGAAGGGGAGGAAGAGAGGCUUGAGCUUGUGAAGGGUGAUAUUCUCGACCCUGACAGUUUGAUACAAGCUAUCAAAGGGUGCAAAGGAGUCUUUCACAUGGCUUGCCCUAUCAUUGAAGAUCAGGCACAAGUGUUGCAGGCGGCUGUGAAGGGCACUCUAAACGUGUUGAAGGCCUGCAAUGAAUUGGGAGUGAAGGGUGUAAUCCUUAUGUCUAGCAUAGGCACCAUUUACCUCGACCUCAAAAGGAAUCCGCAAGCUAUAGGUGAGGAAGACUACUGGAGCAACCUUGAUUACUGCAUUGAAACCAAGGUCAAAAACUAA